Molecule: messenger RNA, 3039 nt
Organism: Prunus avium (sweet cherry)
Lineage: Eukaryota; Viridiplantae; Streptophyta; Magnoliopsida; Rosales; Rosaceae
Product: receptor-like protein EIX2
Molecular function (GO): protein binding
Source: RefSeq, a predicted model, not a curated record
AUGGAUAUCUAUCGCCUCAAUAUUUCUCACUAUUUCCUCCUUUUGUUCUGCUUAUUUGGUGAUAUCGAACUUGCAAGCACUAAUGUGAAGUCAGUAUGCAUUGAGGAAGAAAGGCGAGCACUUGUGAGCUUUAAACAAGAUCUUACUGAUCCGUCUGGUAGGCUUUCUUCUUGGGUGGGUCAUGAUUGCUGCCAGUGGGAAGGGAUUUCAUGCAACAACCGCACCGGUCAUGUCGCCAAAAUAGAUCUCCGGAAUCCAUAUAUCGGGGAUUAUGAAGAGUGGGACGAGGUUGCUUAUAAGCAGUCUUGCUUGGGGGGUAAGAUAAAUCCUUCUUUGCUUAGCUUGAAACACUUAUCUUACUUGGACUUAAGCGUGAAUAAUUUUGAAGGGAUCCACAUUCCUAAGUUCUUUGGGGAGCUUAAAACUCUGAGGUAUCUCAAUAUCUCCUUUACAUCGUUUGGGGGAGAGAUUCCCCCUUCUCUUGGUAAUUUGUCAAACUUGAACUAUCUUGACCUCAGUCCUAACGAUUAUGUGUACUCCUCAUUCGAAAUACAUUCCAAAAACUUGAAUUGGCUUUCUCAUCUCUCUUCCUUAAAAUACCUCAGUCUCAAAGGAGUGAACCUUAGUAGUGCAGGAGUUCAAAAUUCGCUGCAUGAUGUUAACAUGCUUCCUUCCUUAUUGGAGCUACACUUAUCUGAUUGCGAAAUAGAAAGUCUUCCACUAUCACUACAUAGAAUUAACUUCACAUCACUUUUGGUCCUUGAUCUGGCAUUUAAUUUUUUCAAUACUUCUUCAUUUCCCAGCUGGCUCUUCAAUCUUACUAGCCUCAUUAAACUUGAUCUAGGCUGGAAUUCUUUCAAUCCAACACUUCCAAGGGAAUUUACAAGCCUCAAAUCUCUAGAAUACCUAGACUUAUCUUAUUUGGGCCUCAAAGGUCAAAUUCCGAGAGUCAUUGGAAACUUGGGUAAGUUAAAGAUGUUAAGUCUUCGGGAGAACAAUUUUGAUGGUGAUGGGCUUGACGAGUUUUUGAAGAGUUUGUCACAUUUUCCAAAUAAUACAGUCUUAGGGUCACUAGAUUUGUCUUAUUGUGGAUUGGAAGGCCAUAUUCCGGCCUCCUUAGCAACGUUAACAAGUUUGGAGCAUCUCCACCUUCCUUAUAACUCUUUUUGGGGCUCAAUUCCAGAAUCUAUUGGACACUUGUCAUCCUUGGAAACAUUGGACCUCAAUAGAAAUCAUAUGAAUGGCUCCAUUCCAGAAAGUUUGGGAAAACUCUCCAAACUAGUUGAACUAGAUCUAUCUUACAAUGCAUGGGAAGGCAUUUUAACGGAAGCCCAUUUCAUAAAUCUCACCAGCUUGAAACAUAUUUUAAUGUACAACCUUGAAUCUGGACAACAACAAAAUGGAACCAUGUCCAUUUCCCUCAUUUUCAACGUGGCUUAUGAUUGGGUUCCUCCUUUCAAGCUCCACACAAUUGAGAUUUCCAACUGUCGGGUAGGUCCUGAUUUUGGGGUAUGGCUUCAGUCUCAGACUGAACUAGUAGAUGUCACCCUUAGUAAUACUUUCAUAUCUGAUUCCUUCCCAAAUGAAUGGUUCUUGAAGCUAUCUUCCCAACUCAGAAAUCUGGAUUUAUCUUACAACCGAUUCCGAGGAAGUAUUCCGUCCAACCAAUUGAUGAGAUUUCCGAAUUUACGUUAUUUAAGUAUGAGUCAUAAUCAAUUUGAGGGCCCACUCCCACUUUGGUCUAGUAAUGCCUUUUUCUUUGAUCUCGAAAGCAAUUUAUUUUCGGGGCCAAUUCCCUCCAUUGUUGACCAGCUGAUGCCCAACUUGGCAUAUUUGAACCUUUCAGAGAAUCAAUUGAAUGGUACUAUUCCACCUUCUAUUUGCAACUUGGAAAACUUGGUACUGCUUUCCCUAAGGAGCAAUCAUUUUACUGGAGAAUUCCCUAGUGCAUGGAGGAGUGCGGGGAGGAACUUAAGGUUUGUAGAUGUUGCGGACAACAAUCUCUCUGGUGAUAUUCCCAGUUCAAUCGGGGAAUUAACUUCUCUUGAAAAAUUACAUCUGACCAACAACAAUUUUAGAGGUAAAAUUCCUGACUCCUUGCAAAAUUGCUCUGUUUUGAUGAGUAUCGAUGUUGGAGGCAACAAAUUAUCCGGGAGGUUACCUUCAUGGAUAGGAGGAUCAAGUAGAUCCAUAUUGUACAUGCUACAAUUGCGAAACAACUCUUUUAGUGGACAUAUUCCCCGACAAUUGUGCAAUCUUCGCUACCUUCGCAUCCUUGACCUCAGCCACAACAACUUUUCAGGUACUGUUCCCAGCUGUUUGAAUAAUUUGACUUCUCUCAUUGUUGAUGAUUUCGAAGGACUUGAUGGAAACUAUACUGAGCAAACCAUCCUAACAGUUAAAGGAAGAGAAUUUGUAUAUAACAGGACUCUAAUGCUGGUAAAGACUAUUGAUCUUUCAUCAAAUAUUUUAGGAGGUGAAAUCCCUCAAGAGAUAUGUAGCCUCAUUCUAUUGGGUACCUUGAACUUGUCGAGGAAUCAAUUGACAGGUAACAUCCCCACUGAGAUUGGAAAUAUGCAUGGUCUCGAAACUCUUGAUCUCUCACACAACCAUCUUUCAGGACACAUUCCUCAAACCCUUGCAUCUUUAACAUUUUUGUCCCACUUGGAUUUGUCUUAUAACAACUUGGUGGGAAGAAUUCCUUUGGGCAGUCAACUCCAAACGUUCACUGAUUCGUCAAUUUAUACGGGCAAUCCAUCUCUGUGCGGGAUUCCUCUCCCAAACAAGUGCCCUGAAGAUGACACUUCUACCACUGCAAAUGCAAAACACAGUAAUGAAGAUGAAAAUGAUAAGUUGUGGUUCUAUGUGAGCAUGGUGCUUGGCUUUGUAGUAGGUUUUUGGGGUGUUUGUGGCACAUUAAUCGUGAAGAAAUCAUGGAGGUAUGCAUAUUUUCGAUUCGUUGAUGACAUCAAAGAUAAGGUAACACUAGCAAUAGCAUUGAAAGUGGCUCAUUUGCAAAGGAAGUUUUGUGAUGUGUAA